Molecule: messenger RNA, 672 nt
Organism: Peronospora matthiolae
Lineage: Eukaryota; Oomycota; Peronosporomycetes; Peronosporales; Peronosporaceae
Source: the annotation of a GenBank genome assembly
AUGGCCUUUUCCAAGACGCAGAAUGUCGUUCUCGCCCGUGGCAUCAACGCCAUCUCGCGCAACAGUCUCUCUAAGAAGAAUGGCCGCGGCAAGAUGAUCAAGAAGGGCGGCGAAAAAAAGGUCACUGCUGUCAAGAGACCGUCCACUAAGAAGUGGUACCCGGCUGACUACAUCCCGAAGCCGCUGCCGUCGGCCAAGACCAAGCGCAACAGCGUGAAGACCGCUAAGCUGCGCAAGUCCAUCACCCCGGGCACAGUACUCAUUUUGCUCUCGGGUCGCUUCCGUGGCAAGCGUGUGGUGUUUCUUAACCAACUGGCUUCGGGUCUCCUGCUUGUUACGGGCCCCUACAAGGUUAAUGGCGUACCGCUUCGUCGUGUGAACCAAUCGUUUGUGAUUGCCACAUCGACCAAGAUCAACAUUGAGGGCCUGGAGCUUCCAGCCGUUGACGAUGCCUACUUUGCUCGUGAAAAGGCGGCCAAGAAGAGCAAAGAGGAGCAGUUCUUUGAUCAGUCAAACAACGCUCCUGUUAUCUCGGAACAGCGCAAGAAGGACCAGAAGGCAGUGGACUCGGCUCUUAUCAAGAAGCUUGACGCCGAGCCGUUCCUCAAGGCCUACUUGAAUGCUAAGUUCACCUUGACAAAGAGCGACCGCGCCCACGCACUCAAGUUUUAA